Nannospalax galili (Upper Galilee mountains blind mole rat) is the source of this 1262-nucleotide messenger RNA. It is a transcript of the gene Cd48, whose product is annotated as CD48 molecule. The transcript has 4 exons. NCBI's taxonomy places the organism in Eukaryota, Metazoa, Chordata, Mammalia, Rodentia, Spalacidae. The record is from RefSeq and is a predicted model, not a curated record. The coding region runs from base 51 to 770 and encodes 239 amino acids.
UCAGCUCUCACAGUUGUCUCGCAUGUUUCUGGGAAGCUUCACAAAGUAGCAUGAACUUCAAAAAAUGGGACUGGUGCUUGGUUCUGGAGCUGCUGCAACUGCUUCUACUGGUGAUCGGAGUUCAAGGUUAUCCAAAACAAACGAAAAAUGUGAUGACCGGAAGCAAUGUAACUCUGCUACCCCCCAGGAAACAUCUUGGGAACUACAAACGUCUAACCUGGCUUUACACUACUAAACAGAAGAUCUUAGAACAUGAAAAUAAAACGAAGUACUUCAAUAGUACAUUUAAGAACCGCGUCAAGCUUGAUCUGGAAAGCGGUGCUCUUCACAUCUAUGAAGUCUGGAGAAGGGACAGCGGUGUUUAUUACUUGAGAGUGUAUAACGAAAGGGAGGAAGAGUGGGCAAUAAACCUGACCGUUUGGGAUCCUGUACCCAAGCCUUUCAUUACAUUUAAGAAGAAAGAAGAAUCGAAAGACUCCUGCUAUCUGAGCCUAUACUGCGAGAUAGAGGACCAGACUGCUGACUAUGUCUGGUAUAACGACUCAGGACCCUUUCCCAAUGAGAACCAGGCAGACGUGCUUGAACUCACCGUUAAUCCUCAGAAUUAUUCUACAUUUUAUACUUGUCAAGUCAGGAAUCCUGUAAGCAGCAAAAAUGACACAGUGUACUUCACUCCACCUUGUGGUCUGGCCAGAUCCUCUGGAGUAACUUGGAUUGCAACUUGGCUAGUGGCCCUGGCUCCCAUCAUGCUCUGCAGCCUGCUUAUCUGAGAUGAGUUCUUGUAACUCAAGAAUGAAACUUCAAGGCCAGAGGAUUCUCUUUCAUCACCAGCACUCCUCUUAACCAAGAACAAAGCUCUGGCUUCAUAGGACGGUUGGAAGUGUGCUGCUGAACAUCUAUAAGGAUUUGUACUUUCUUUCUAUGCUGAGGUUAAACCCAAAGCCUUGUGCUUGCUAGGCAAGUGCUCUACCGCUGAGCUACACCCAUAGCCCUUUAUAACAAUUUUCAAAUAGGUUUUUAAAAGCUGGGGUCAAUAUUUCAUUUUAUAUACCCUAAUUAUUUUCCCAUAUACAUCAAAGAUAAAUGAAUUCUUUUCACCAAAAACAUGGCUACACUGUGCUAAUGCUUUGGUUUUUUAAAGUUUUAUUUAUUUUUAUUCAUUUGGGGUCUUGCAAGGGUGUAUCUCAUGUAUGCAAGGCAAGUACUUUACCAUUGCCCAGGCCUGCAAAUAUUUUCUUACCCGUUUAAAUAAACAUUUCACA